Molecule: messenger RNA, 5950 nt
Organism: Haliotis rubra (blacklip abalone)
Lineage: Eukaryota; Metazoa; Mollusca; Gastropoda; Lepetellida; Haliotidae
Product: dual oxidase 2-like
Biological process (GO): superoxide anion generation; response to oxidative stress; defense response
Cellular component (GO): NADPH oxidase complex; plasma membrane
Molecular function (GO): peroxidase activity; superoxide-generating NAD(P)H oxidase activity; heme binding
Source: RefSeq, a predicted model, not a curated record
CGUGCCUUAUAGAAUGUAUACAAUUGUAUAUCCUUCACAGGUUGUAGUUAAUGACAUGUAACAUAUUCAUAAGCGUUCUCUAACAGAUAACAUCCUUGUCCACACUGUGUCCUACUGAACAAGGAAGAAAAUCACCAAGGGUAUAUUACCGGUGACGGAGGGAGUCACUCACACGCUAUGACUCGCCAGGGAUACAUCGCUGUCUGUGUAGGGCUCGUUAUAUCAGUGUGUGUACCGGAUCCAUCACAUGGACAGAGCGGGAUUGAGAAGGAACUGCAUCCUCAAAAUGGAUUCUACAACAACCUAUUUGAGCCUGAAUGGGGGACCACAGGAAACGAAUUGCUCCGGUCAGCACUGGCCUCAUACAGUGACCAGGUUUUUGAGAUGAAGCAACGCGGACGUGCUAACCCACUGGACAUAAGUCAGGCAGUUCACGACGCCGGCAGCAGCGGAGAGCCUUCAACAACAGGCAAAAAUGCCAUGCUGGUGUAUUUUGGGCAACUGGUUGCUGAUGAAAUUGCCAGUGCCCGUAGUGCAGGGUGUCCACCCGAGUAUGAAAAUAUUCCGGUACCCGAGGGACAUCUCUACAAAGACACAGCUGAUGAGAUGGUCUUCAAGAGGGCUGGUUACAAUCAGAGGACAGGAGUCUCCCCCAACUACCCCAGACAGCAGCAGAAUGAUGUGACGCCGUACCUUGACGCAGGGUUCCUAUACGGAACAACGCGAUUCUGGACCAACGCAAUCAGGGAAUUUAGAGGGGGUAGAUUGAAGAGGCUGUCGCCUGUGGGCGUUAAGACAAGUUUCCCUGAUCUGAACACCUACCGUCUGCCACUGUCCAACCCACCAGUACCCCGGGACCACAGCUUACGGGAGGCCAGGCGAUUCUUUCUCAUGGGCAACAGAAGAGGCCACGAGAACCCGUUCCUGUUGAGUCUCCAGAUUGUCUGGUUCCGAUGGCACAACCAUCUCGCUGAUGACAUUUCCAGUAACAAUUCCACACUAACAGAUGAACAGGUGUUCGAGGAAGCCCGACGCCGAGUUAUUGCCCACUUCCAGAAAAUUGUUGUAAAGGAUUGGCUUCCCCAAUACCUGGGGCCGGGCCCCGACAACCCCGCGUACAGAGGGUACAACCCCAGAGUACACCCAGGCAUCACCCAGGAGUUUGCCAUGGCAGCCAUGAAGUACGGCCACACCCUCGUUCCUGCCGGAGUCUGGACAAUCAGUAACGACUGCAGCAACACCACAACCUCCGACCAGGGCCCAGACGGCGAAAACAGGCCCGUACAGGCUAUCAGGCUAUGCAACACAUACUGGGACUCGCGGGAUCUGGUACAACAAAACAUCAACAGUAUUCUCCAGGGAAUGACGCUUACACUGGCGAAGGCCGACAACCCGUCGUAUGUGCCUGACUUGAGAGAGUAUCUGUACGGACCGUAUGAGUUCUCUCGGCAAGAUCUAGCAGCACUUGAUAUCCAGAGGUCACGUGAUCAUGGACUCGCCAGCUACAAUGCAGUACGUCAAGCUUACAAUUUGUCGUCUGCUACGUCCUGGAGCGAUAUCACAAACGACGCAAGAACCCAAGAUAGACUGCAGGCAGUAUAUGGCAACACGUCCUUCCCGGAAAACCUUGACCUUAUCACCGGGGGACUGCUUGAGACAAGGGGUAACGGACCGGGGAAGCUAUUUUCCCUCAUCAUACAAGACCAGUUCCAGCGCAUCAUAGACGGAGACAGGUUCUGGUACGAAAACCCGCGGAAUGGACUUUUCAGCCGAGAUGAAAUACGACAGAUUAACAGUUUGACGUUCCGGCAAAUCUUAUUGAACGUCACAGACAUUCAAGAAAAUAAUUUGCCCAAUGGUGUCUUCAGCUGUCGAGGGAAUGUGUCAUGUAACUGUCGGUCGCCUCCAAAUGUCGACGGAAACAACAACACAAUGUUUGGCGUCUGCAGCAAGCUACAAACAUACGACUUCUUCACUGGCAGCGAGGCAUCCUUUGCACUCUCAAUCCUGGCAACCGGUCUCUCCAUUCCAGGGUCUAUCGGCGUGUUGAUGCUGCUGGUCUGGUUACGGAAGAGAAGGGAGGCACAAAGGAACAUGAUGAGACCGAGGAAGACCGGGAAGACCAACACGUUUGCAGCAUGUGAGUGGUUGGGGCCAGAAUCCGGGAACAGAAAUGUCACAGUGGAGUUCGACAAUCAACGGAAAAAGAUAAAGGUGACGGACAUGCGAGGCAGAGAUGUUCGAUACAUUGACCUGCGCAACACAGAGAAGGCGACUCUCAGGUUAUCUUACGACAAGCAACUUGACCUUCUCUCCCUGCGUGUACCCGGGGAGGUGGACCUGAUCCUCCGGUUCCGACAUCUGGGUGAGAGGCAGGAGAUGCUGCAGUGCACAGAGGACUUCCUGCAGACGCUGGGCGUCCAGACGGAGAAACAGGAACAGCCGGAACAGAUCAUCAUCAGCCACUCCAACAACAAGGACGACAGACAGAAGCUGCUGGACAGGUUCUUUAGGGUCGUGUGUCUACAGGCUCUGAAAAAGGACCCGACUGCGGAGCAGUGGGAUUUUGAUGACGAUGCUGCCAACGAUGUUAUAAAACUGAAACUAACAAGAACAGAGUUUGCCGAAUCUCUGGGCAUGCAAGCCUCGUCCAUCUUCAUCAGGAACGUCUUCCUUCUCGCCGACACCAACAACGACGGGUACCUAUCGUUCAAGGAGUUCCUGGACUUGUUUGCUGUGUUCGCCAGAGGCACAGCUGAACAGAAGGCCCAGAUGAUGUUCAACAUCUAUGACAUUCGCCGGCGUGGCUAUCUCACUAGGGAGGAUUUCUUUAAAAUGAUACGCUCUCUCCUGGACCUGUCCGCUGCCAGCCUGGAUAACGCCCAUGUGACCAACCUGAUGGACGUCAUGUUCAGAGAUGCUGGCAUUGCCGACAAGGACAAAAUGGACUUCCAGGACUUCAAGAAAGUAUUUGUAUCAAAAGAUUAUGAAGCUACUCUACAUGCAGCCUCCCUUGCAGAGGAUGGGGCAGUCUCGAAACACACCAAGGAGGAGUCGACAUUUAGGAACAGACGCAAAACUUUCAUACAAAGCUACAGUGGAGGAGUGGACCCCAGGACCCCAUGCCGAGAUGCACCCCAGCACCACAUUGACAUCCACGCCCAUCCUGAGCCACACCACGAACUUGUGGAUCCACAGAGAGGAGACACCACGAAGAACAAUAGUUAUAACGGAAGCCCACGCCCAACGACCCAGUGGACGAGCCCCAGCCACAGGACCACACACCCACAUGACAUCUUUAACCUGAAGGACCCACAGAUGGACCCCGACCCACAGAUAACCAGAUCCGACACAGAACCAGGUGAUCCCAAGGAACACACCGAGACAGACAUGGACAGACACAACACACACAGGACCAAGGAACACACAGGAACACAGGAAGGACCGGAGGCACACAGACACAACGGAAUGGAAGAAAGAUGGAAUGGCCCAGAGGAACGGAGACAAGGACACAACGGACAGAGAAACGAGACAGGAACAGGAAGGAGGACAGGACACGGAAUGGACAGAACAUGGAACAAAGAAAAUAGUGGAUGGAACGAAGGAAACAGAACAGGAAGAAGGAGAGAAAGGAAGAAGGAGGUGGUGUGCUACCAAACUGUCGUCAUUAAACGUUCGUGUAGUUUGACAGUGUCAGUUCUUGUAUUCCCUGUUGCAGACUAUGCGGUGGGACGAGAGCAUGCGGGACUGAGACGCCUGUCUGGUGCGUGGACGACGGCGAUGAUCCGUGGGUCGGCAAGCGUCAUCAUGUUCAACCUCGCCAGCCUCCUCGUGACCAUGUCUCGCAAUACCAUCACGAGACUCCGAGAGACGUUCAUUCAUCGUUUUGUACCGUUUGACUCGGCAGUUGACUUCCACAAAUACAUAGCCGCUGUGUUAAUGAUAGCCUCCAUCGUGCAUAUCGUGGGUCACUGCGUCAACCUGUACUGCAUGAGCACUCAGCCAGCGCAGGACCUCAGCUGUCUGUUCAGAGAGUUCUUUAGAGCGUCACAUGUCCUAUACACAUUCCACUUCUGGGCAUUCCAGACUAUCACAGGACUUGCCGGAAUCCUGGUGACGGUGCUCAUGUUCGCCAUGUACGUGUUCGCCAUGCAGUUCGCUAGGCGCAACGUCUUCAACGCCUUCUGGUUCACCCACAGCCUCUACAUCUUUGUCUACAUUUUGACGUUCCUCCAUGGCAUCGGGAGACUGGUGCAAGAUCCAUUGUUUCCAUGGUACCUGAUAGGACCCCUGCUGGUCUACCUAGUUGACAGGAUUCUCACGUACAGCAGACACAAGGUCGAGAUUGUUGUCAAGAGAGCUGAGCUGCUUCCAUCAGCCGUGAUAUUUCUGGAGUUCAAACGUCCCGCAAAUUUUGACUACAAGUCUGGGCAGUGGGUCCGUAUCGCCUGUCUGAACCUGGGGAAGAGCGAGUACCACCCUUUCACUCUCACGUCAGCUCCUCACGAAGAAAACCUCUCUUUACACAUCCGGGCAGUUGGCCCGUGGACUACCAACCUGCGUGAGACCUAUGACCCAAGCAAUCUGGACAUGAACAAGUUACCAAAGUUGUACCUUGACGGGCCAUUCGGUGAGGGACACCAGGACUGGUACACAUUCGACAUCGCAGUGCGUGGGGGCGGAAUUGGCGUUACACCGUUUGCCUCUAUACUCAAAGAUAUCGCGUUCAAGUCACAGACGGGAGCUCGCUUUACAUGCAAAAAGGUGUACUUCGUGUGGGUGACCCGCACCCAGAAGCACUAUGAGUGGCUGGUCGACAUCAUAAGGGAUGUAGAGGACAAGGACAAGCACAACAUCGUCAGCGUCCACAUCUUCGUCACUCAGUUCCAACAGAAGUUCGACCUGCGGACCACCAUGUUGUACAUCUGCGAGCGACACUUCCAGAAGGUGGAGAACCGCAGCCUGCUCACCGGUCUCAGGGCGAUCACGCACUUCGGCAGACCUGAGUUUGAUGAGUUCCUCAACUCUCUUCACUAUGAACACCCACAGGUGCGCCGUGUGGGUGUAUUCAGCUGCGGUCCAGGCCCUAUGACCAACUCAGUCCAGGCAGCUUGUAGUUACCUCAAUACUCUAGAGGGGCCCAGCUACACACACCACUUCGAGAACUUCUAGACCGUCCCUGGAUGAUACCCAGCUUUCCGACAGAGCUUCUACACCAUCGACUGACCUCUGUAUCACUAACAGGAUUGAGUGUACAUGUACACCACUGACUGACCUCUGUAUCACUAACAGGAUUGAGUGUACAUGUACACCACUGACUGACCUCUGUAUCACUAACAGGAUUCAGUGUACAUGUACACCACUGACCGACCUCUGUAUCACUAACAGGAUUCAGUGUACAUGUACUGACUGACCUCUGUAUCACUAACAGGAUUCAGUGUACAUGUACACCACUGACCGACCUCUGUAUCACUAACAGGAUUCAGUGUACAUGUACUGACUGACCUCUGUAUCACUAACAGGAUUGAGUGUACAUGUACACCACUGACCGACCUCUGUAUCACUAACAGGAUUCAGUGUACAUGUACUGACUGACCUCUGUAUCACUAACAGGAUUGAGUGUACAUGUACUGACUGACCUCUGUAUCAAUAACAGGAUUCAGUGUACAUGUACACCACUGACCGACCUCUGUAUCACUAACAGGAUUGAGUGUACAUGUACUGACUGACCUCUGUAUCACUAACAGGAUUGAGUGUACAUGUCCACCACUGACUGACCUCUGUAUCACUAACAGGAUUCAGUGUACAUGUACACCACUGACCGACCUCUGUAUCACUAACAGGAUUCAGUGUACAUGUCCACCACUGACUGACCUCUGUAUCACUAACAGGUUUCAGUGUACAUGUACACCACUGACCGACCUCUGUAUCACUAACAGGAUUGAGUGUA